AUGGGUGAUUUCCUGUUGGGAUGCGCAGAGAAAGCGGCCAGGGUUCGAAUUGAUACAUUCAUCGAGCGAUCCGGCCGUUUGCCACCAUUUGCGAGUCGAGUUGUCUUCAUUCAUUCCACGCCGUGCAGUGGUGGAACAGUCGUGGCAAGAAUGCUUCAAGCCUGUGAUCCAACAUAUCAAAACCUAUGCGUUUACGGAGAGCCUCCAGUGAUCACCUCAUUGUCGCUUCUCUCCGAGAAACUCUCCGUGGAAAUCGUGAAGCGACUCGCGUUGACCUCUCUCCGUUUCUCGCUUCAUCAUCAGAAAAACGAUCAAACGAUCGUUUAUAAAUGCCGCCUUAACUCAUCCCGUCUGAUCCCGUAUCUGCACACAGCUGUCCCCUCGAUUCUCCACUGUGUCGUCACAACUCGUUCACCCGAUGUCGCUGUGUCGAAGCUGAUUCUGCGAACGAGUCACGAAACAAAUGUCUUUCAAAUGCUUUCUCGAAUGCGAAUCGAGUUCCCGUGGUUGUCCGAGACGAUCUCGAGAUGGACAUUGAUGCAAAUGCGAUCCGUGCAACAAGUUGGACCUAAGGACGGUUUCGAGCUGGCCGCAGCGUUGUUUAUUGGCUCGCAGAUUGCGCUCGAACAUUGCACCCCAUAUUUGGCGAUUGAUCCGAUUUGCUUCGAGGAUUUGAUGAACGACACGGCUCGCCUGUUGGCGCCAUUGGUGGAUUUGUGUGAGCUCUCGGAUUUGCAUAUUCCGGAUGCAAUUGCGUGGAAACGAACAGCCGCUCAUGAGUGGAGAGACGAUUGGGAUUUGUGUAUUCUCGACGAUCGUCAACUGCAUCGACUUGAGCAGUUGCAUGAGCUCUUGCGCGGUGAUUGGAAUAUU
Molecule: messenger RNA, 873 nt
Organism: Mesorhabditis belari
Lineage: Eukaryota; Metazoa; Nematoda; Chromadorea; Rhabditida; Rhabditidae
Source: the annotation of a GenBank genome assembly